This is a messenger RNA of Scutellospora calospora, 396 nucleotides long. The record is from the annotation of a GenBank genome assembly. NCBI's taxonomy places the organism in Eukaryota, Fungi, Glomeromycota, Glomeromycetes, Diversisporales, Gigasporaceae.
GACUGUGAAGAUAUACGGAAUGAAUUACAUUUCAAAUUGCCAACCUAUUCUUUAGAUAUAUUUCAUGGAACUCUAAAAAGUGAGGAAAAAGAAAAUAUAUUAAAAAAAUGGGAGAAUAAUAAAAUUCAAGUAAUAAUAGCAACUACAGCAUUUGGAAUAGGAUUAGAUACCUCAGAUGUUCGUUUAGUACUGCAUUACACAUUUCCAAUAAACUUAAUUGAAUUGAUACAACAAUCAGGAAGAGCUGGACAUAAUGGUAAACAAGCUCAAGACAUAGUAUUCUUUAGUAUGCGAGAUCUAAGAACCAACUAUUGUAUUAUAACGGGAAAUCAAGAAAGCAAUAAUGAAAUAAAUAGUAUAGAUGUUACUUUUGAAAAUUAUCUUCGAGAAAGCUAG